Molecule: messenger RNA, 684 nt
Organism: Cadophora gregata
Lineage: Eukaryota; Fungi; Ascomycota; Leotiomycetes; Helotiales; Ploettnerulaceae
Exons: 3
Coding region: 1-684 (227 amino acids)
Source: RefSeq, a predicted model, not a curated record
AUGGCUCGUCGUCUCCUUGCGCUCAUGACGCUAGCUAUCGGAAUCGCUCAAGCCCUGGCCACUGAUCCUUUGGGAAUCUGCAAAGAUUCGGGUCCUCGCACAUGUUCUGGCAACGAUCUCGAGCAACUCUUCAUUGCCAACGGUCCCAUCACCACUCUCGAUUGCAAUUUCACGCUCUCGGCUACUCUGGAUGGCACAACCAUGUUCUACGCUAUCAUCUCUUUCACUCCAACUAAUCAACGAUAUCCAGUUCCAUUUUCAUCGUUCACUCCAACAAACGAGAACCCAAUCGUAAAGUUCUCUCUCAGGGACAAGAAGAUCUCAACCGUUGUUGCACCCUACCCUGACAUUGGACUGGAAGGCGAGAAGUAUAGAGAGAUUUUACUUACUUAUAAGGAUCUGGAUCAGUAUGGCAGCUCAAAUGUCUUCCUUCUCAACGGACUUGGUAAUCUGGGGUUGAUGGUUGAGGUUGAGGGCCGAAUGAAGUGGCAGUGCAUUGAUGGGACUGUUGCCCUGGUUCUGGUUGCACCCGAAGGACGGAAUUUCAUCACCGAUAGUGGAGCUUUUCAAAGACCUUAUCCAGGACCUUUGUUGAUUGACAAUGCCUUCGGAGGCAGACUUUUCAGCUCCGGGGGCAUCUUCAAGAAGAUCGAUGUCGUUGUACACAUUGUCUCGGAGGAAUGA